Molecule: messenger RNA, 306 nt
Organism: Saccharomycodes ludwigii
Lineage: Eukaryota; Fungi; Ascomycota; Saccharomycetes; Saccharomycodales; Saccharomycodaceae
Gene: SPT4
Product: transcription elongation factor SPT4
Exons: 1
Coding region: 1-306 (101 amino acids)
Biological process (GO): positive regulation of DNA-templated transcription, elongation; chromatin organization; regulation of transcription elongation by RNA polymerase II
Cellular component (GO): DSIF complex; nucleus
Molecular function (GO): zinc ion binding; RNA polymerase II complex binding
Source: RefSeq, a predicted model, not a curated record
AUGAGUGAAAGAGCAUGUAUGCUAUGUGGUAUAAUACAGAAGACCUCCCAAUUUGAAAACAAGGGCUGUCCAAAUUGCCAGGCUAUAUUCGAUGAAGCUAAUGUUACGCCAAUAGAAUGUACUUCUCCCUCAUUUGAAGGGUGCAUAGGUAUGUGUAAACCAAACAAAUCAUGGUGUGCAAAAUGGUUAAGACUAGAUAAUUUCCAACCGGGUCUGUAUGCUAUUAAAGUAGAUGGGAGAUUGCCUGUCGAAGUGGUUGAUAUCUUGCCACAUUAUAUUCCUAGAGAUGGUAGUAAUGUGGACUAA